Molecule: messenger RNA, 2846 nt
Organism: Arabidopsis thaliana (thale cress)
Lineage: Eukaryota; Viridiplantae; Streptophyta; Magnoliopsida; Brassicales; Brassicaceae
Gene: SGT
Product: UDP-Glycosyltransferase superfamily protein
Exons: 13
Coding region: 712-2379 (555 amino acids)
Biological process (GO): sterol metabolic process; carbohydrate metabolic process; seed development
Molecular function (GO): sterol 3-beta-glucosyltransferase activity; UDP-glycosyltransferase activity; hexosyltransferase activity
Source: RefSeq, marked reviewed
AUACGACAGCGUUUUACGAAUAUUUUUUCUCGGACAGUUUGAUAUUUUUUGAUUAUAAAUUGACCAAAUAAUCCAUCACUCCGACAGUUAAUUACCAAGUCCCUCGCCUGAACCGGAGCGAACCCAUCACGUAGCCACCAGACGCGUCUUCGACCCACUUCGUCCGAACGUGCCCAUACAAUAGAACCUUUUCUUCUUAAUUUCUUUAAAAAAAGAUUUCAAUAAUCGAAGAAUUACAAGAAAAGAAUCGUAUAAUUAAUUCUCUCCUUCACUUUCUGGGAUUCGAAACACGCAUACGCAAAUUCGAGAUACACGAAGAAAGGAUCCAGAUCGUUUUCUGCUGGUGGAGAUAGAGAGAGAAUCACGAUGCCGGAAAUAUCGCCGGCUGAGCUCGCCAAGGUUUCUUCCUCGUCUUCUUCUUCUUCUUCCUCAAGUUCCGGCAGAGCGUCGGUGAAAAUCGAAGAGAUUGAAGGCGGUGCUGCUGCUAGUGGCGUCGUCAUUGUUUCUGAAGAACUUGAGACCAAUCCCAAAACUGUUGUUGCCUCCAUUGCUGAUGAAACUGUCGCUGAAUCUUCAGGUUUCAUUUUAUCCUCUUCUUGCAAUUGAAAAAACAGUUUUGGUUAAUUGUUGAUUCCUUUGUCUGGUUUGGAUUCAUUCUCGUUUGGAUGAUUUUCAGGUACUGGCAAUAAAAGCUUUUCUCGAGUAUGGACAAUGCCAUUGGAGGGUUCAUCGAGCAGUGAUAAGGCUGAAUCAUCAUCAACAAACCAACCUAGGUUAGAUAAAUCAAAGACUGAGAGGCAGCAAAAAGUUACUCACAUUCUUGCUGAGGAUGCUGCUAAGAUUUUCGAUGACAAAAUCUCUGCAGGGAAGAAGCUUAAAUUGCUGAACCGUAUAGCUACUGUGAAACAUGAUGGGACUGUUGAGUUUGAAGUUCCAGCAGAUGCUAUCCCUCAACCUAUUGUUGUUGAUCGUGGAGAAUCGAAAAACGGUGUUUGCGCUGAUGAGUCUAUUGAUGGGGUUGACCUUCAGUAUAUCCCUCCUAUGCAAAUUGUGAUGUUAAUUGUUGGAACACGUGGAGAUGUUCAACCUUUUGUUGCAAUAGCCAAACGGCUUCAGGACUAUGGCCAUCGAGUUAGACUUGCAACUCAUGCAAAUUUUAAAGAGUUUGUUUUGACUGCUGGAUUAGAGUUUUAUCCUCUAGGUGGAGAUCCAAAAGUGCUCGCCGGUUAUAUGGUUAAGAACAAGGGCUUUUUGCCAUCAGGCCCUUCAGAGAUUCCAAUUCAACGAAACCAAAUGAAGGACAUCAUAUAUUCUCUACUUCCAGCAUGUAAAGAACCUGAUCCAGAUUCUGGGAUUUCCUUUAAAGCUGAUGCAAUUAUUGCCAACCCUCCAGCGUAUGGACAUACCCAUGUGGCAGAAGCACUGAAGAUACCGAUUCACGUAUUUUUCACCAUGCCAUGGACACCAACAAGUGAAUUUCCACACCCAUUGUCACGUGUCAAACAACCAGCAGGAUACAGACUUUCAUAUCAAAUCGUCGAUUCAUUGAUCUGGCUUGGAAUAAGAGAUAUGGUAAAUGACCUUAGGAAAAAGAAAUUGAAACUACGGCCUGUUACAUAUCUAAGUGGAACACAAGGAUCUGGAUCUAAUAUCCCACAUGGAUAUAUGUGGAGUCCUCACCUUGUACCAAAGCCAAAAGACUGGGGGCCUCAAAUUGAUGUAGUGGGAUUUUGCUAUCUUGAUCUUGCAUCCAACUAUGAACCUCCUGCAGAGCUUGUGGAAUGGCUAGAAGCUGGUGACAAGCCCAUAUAUAUCGGCUUUGGUAGUCUCCCUGUGCAAGAACCAGAGAAAAUGACAGAAAUCAUUGUGGAAGCACUUCAAAGAACUAAACAGAGAGGAAUCAUCAACAAAGGUUGGGGUGGCCUUGGAAACUUGAAAGAACCGAAGGACUUUGUUUACUUGUUGGAUAAUGUCCCACAUGACUGGCUAUUCCCGAGAUGCAAAGCUGUGGUUCAUCAUGGUGGUGCUGGAACAACGGCUGCGGGUCUUAAAGCCUCGUGCCCAACUACAAUCGUGCCUUUCUUUGGAGACCAACCUUUUUGGGGAGAACGAGUGCAUGCUAGAGGUGUUGGUCCUUCACCAAUCCCAGUGGAUGAAUUCUCACUUCAUAAGCUUGAAGAUGCCAUAAAUUUCAUGCUCGACGAUAAGGUAAAGAGCAGUGCAGAGACACUAGCAAAGGCGAUGAAGGACGAGGAUGGUGUGGCUGGAGCCGUGAAGGCCUUCUUUAAACAUCUUCCAAGUGCAAAACAGAAUAUCUCGGAUCCGAUCCCAGAACCUUCUGGAUUUCUCUCUUUCAGGAAAUGCUUUGGCUGUUCGUAACUUUCUUCUCUCCCUCCAGAAUCUCCUCUUUUCUCUUUUGUAUUGUUGUCUCUUGUAAUGUUUUUCUUCUUCGGUUUUGGCUAUACAACAACUUGCUUAGGAAAAGUUUUAACAUUUGUGAAGUGCUUGGGAAAUUUGCUGUUCUAGGGGAUGCAUAUAUUAUAAAAUUGUUAUAAGCAGCAAAAAAAAAAAAAAAAAAAAUUUCUGAAGAUGUGCAGAUUAGUGAACAUUGUUGUAUCGAGUUUUAAUAUUAUGACAUAUUUUGUUUCAGUUUCUUGAGCUGCAACUUCAAUGGAAUGGUGUUGUACAGAAACAACAACAAAUCUCUAUUUUUUUUUAUUAAUUUGUUGCUUCUUUUGUUUUGGUCAUGAAUUGAUCCAUGUAAGAGCAUGCUUGAUUGCUUCUUGUUGUUGUUGUUGUUGUAUAAUUGAUACGGCCGAUAAAUGAAUAUCCUAAUGUGGUGAGCU